AUAGCGUGCGCACACUCCAUGGCCUUCAGAGCGCAUCCCCACCUCUCGGAAAGUCGGAAAUGUUUAUGAAAACCUCCCUAUAGACCUGUUGGAUCACAUGUACCACAUGAGAAACAAACGCGCUGUAUAACAACUACACAGAGGCAGAAACUCUUGGAGAAGCCGUUGUUAGGUCACUCUUUAUGUAUAACGCACUUCCCAACUGCUGUGGUAACCUGACAGCGCUCGAGCUCGCGUAUCAUCCGCUACCGCUGUCUGACUAAAAACGCAGCACUUGUUCCCAGCGCGGUACUUUCCUCUCAGCGACAGUCGGUGCUGCUGGCGGUAUUGGGACCCUGCUUAAGUCUAACAUCAAGCGCUGGUUUGUUGUGCCUACUGUGAGAGUACUAACACAAGACACCUGCUCAGUGGAUGUGAAAUGUCACGAGUGGUCACUAUACCCGGACCUGCUCCCUGGGGAUUUCGAAUCAGUGGAGGAAGAGAUUUCAAGAAACCAGUCACCAUCUCUAAGGUGAAUGAGGGUAGCAAAGCAGAAAAGGCAGACCUCCGCUGUGGUGAUGUCAUCCUGGCCAUCAAUGAGAGUAGCACAGAGGAGAUGUUGAAUGCAGAAGCACAGAACCUAAUCAAAACAAGCCCCUCUAAACUUCAGCUGAUUGUCCAAAGACCUGUGAUUGAUGUUACGCAUCACACAAAUGGGCUUUCAUCUCCAGAUACUUUGAGCAAUAGAUUCCACAAUACACUGAAUACAGGAAGAAGAGAGAGCGACAACUAUGGUGAAUAUAAUUAUUCAAGUCGCACAUCCCUCAGUCCUUCACCUAAUCGGCAGGCAUCUGCAUCUCCUGUUGUCUUUCAGCCUAUCUCUUAUACCUCAACAUCUCCUACGCCUCCUCAGAGGAGAUCAUAUUCCCCUGUUUCUCCUAGUUUUCUGCAUUCAAACUUUCAGAGCCCUCCAAGGCCUGGGGUUGCAUCACGUAGGACUGAACUGAAGGUGGACACUGGCAGCAGUUUCCAGGCCAGUCCUGUUUCACCAAAACUAAACAACACAGACAUUUCUUACUAUCAACCAGCCAAGAUUCGAAGUGAAACUGCUAGACCUGGAACUCCCACGAAGAUGGCAGAACAAGGAUUUUAUCCUGUGAGUUCCCCAAAGCUUGAAAGAGAGGUUCUUGAGAGGGUUGCUGCUGCUGCUGCACAGAUACAUGCCCAGAGGAACUCCCCAUAUGAAAAACUUCACUUCCUCUUCCCACCUGCCGGUGGUACAGAAGGGAUGAUGACAAGGGUGACUGGGCAUGAUGUCAGAAGGAGCACAUCUCCAAUUCCAAGUCCAAGUUCUUACUCUAAACCUCAUGCUGCAGUCAAUUACAAUACGUAUUCACCACGGAGCCCAAGGGAGUUUAGUAACAGACCCAUGAGCCCUGCAAACUUCAGCACAUCUCCUGGCAACAACAGCUUGCCUAGACAAAGCAGCCCUGAUCCCAGCAUAACCAUGAAGAGAUUUGAAGAAGAAUCUGAAGUGUAUAAAAUGCUGCAGGAGAAUAGGGAAGCAAAGGCACCUCCCCGUCAGUCAAAAACAUUCAGCAUGCUACAGGAAGUACUGGAAACUGAUGAAAAAGAAGCAGCAGUCCGUUUUCCAGGAAGGUUAUCCACAAGUACUCAAAAUCCAGUGCCUACAGUAGCAGGAGUUCAGAAGUUUCACAUAUGUGAAAAAUGCAAUACCAGCAUUGUGUAAGUAUGCCAA
Molecule: messenger RNA, 1738 nt
Organism: Protopterus annectens (West African lungfish)
Lineage: Eukaryota; Metazoa; Chordata; Ceratodontiformes; Protopteridae
Gene: PDLIM2
Product: PDZ and LIM domain 2
Exons: 11
Coding region: 419-1729 (436 amino acids)
Biological process (GO): muscle structure development; heart development; actin cytoskeleton organization
Cellular component (GO): adherens junction; Z disc; filamentous actin
Molecular function (GO): actin binding; muscle alpha-actinin binding
Source: RefSeq, a predicted model, not a curated record